This is a messenger RNA of Pterocles gutturalis (yellow-throated sandgrouse), 2041 nucleotides long. It is a transcript of the gene KIF17, whose product is annotated as kinesin family member 17. Gene Ontology annotation, molecular function: ATP binding; microtubule binding; microtubule motor activity. The record is from RefSeq and is a predicted model, not a curated record. The transcript is spliced from 13 exons. Gene Ontology annotation, biological process: microtubule-based movement. NCBI's taxonomy places the organism in Eukaryota, Metazoa, Chordata, Aves, Pterocliformes, Pteroclidae. The annotation marks the transcript as partial.
GUCACCGAAGGCUACAACGGCACCAUAUUUGCUUACGGCCAGACUGGCAGCGGGAAGUCAUUCACCAUGCAGGGAAUUGUGGAUCCGUCUGCGCAGAAAGGCAUCAUACCCAGGGCAUUUGAACACAUUUUUGAGAGCGUACAGUGUGCUGAAAAUGCCAAGUUCUUGGUAAGAGCUUCCUACCUGGAGAUUUACAAUGAAGACAUACGAGACCUUCUAGGAGCUGAUACCAAGCAGAAGUUGGAGCUGAAAGAGCACCCGGAGAAGGGGGUGUACGUGAAGGGGCUCUCCCUGCACACCGUGCACAGCGUGGGCCAGUGCGAGCGGAUCAUGGAGACGGGCUGGAAGAACCGAGCUGUGGGUUACACCCUCAUGAACAAGGAUUCUUCCCGCUCCCACUCCAUCUUUACUGUCAAUAUGGAAAUCAGCACCGUCGAUGAGCGAGGGCAGGACCACCUCAGGGCCGCGAAACUCAAUUUAGUGGAUCUGGCAGGAAGCGAGAGACAGUCAAAAACUGGAGCCACUGGGGAGCGGCUCAAAGAGGCCACCAAAAUCAACCUCUCCCUCUCAGCUCUGGGCAACGUCAUCUCAGCCCUGGUCGAUGGCAGGUGUAAACACAUCCCCUACCGAGACUCAAAGCUGACCAGGCUGCUGCAGGACUCGCUCGGAGGAAAUACCAAGACGCUGAUGGUCGCGUGCUUAUCGCCAGCUGAUAACAACUAUGAGGAAAGCCUCAGUACUUUGCGCUAUGCUAAUCGAGCGAAAAACAUCAAGAACAAGCCCUGUAUCAACGAGGACCCCAAGGAUGCUCUGCUGAGGGAGUACCAGGAGGAGAUUAAGAAGCUGAAGGCCAUUCUAGCCAAACAGAUGGGCGCCAAUAACUUGUCAGCCCUGGAAACAAGGCUUCUGCCUGCUGAGACUGCUCACCUGGAAGCAAAGCCAGCUCCCCUCCUCAAAGCCCAGACAGACGUGGAAGCAGAGAAGCAGCUAAUCAGGGAAGAGUACGAAGAGAGGCUGGCCCAGCUAAUGGCCAGCUACAAAGCAGAGCAGGCGUCCCGUGCCCGCCUCGAAGAGGACAUCUGGAGCCUGAAGAAUCACUACAACCUCAAGCUGUCUGCGCUCGAGGAGAACCUCUGGAAGGAAGCAGCUGCCUUGAGGACUGAAACUACUCCUGACGAGACACCUCUGCACGAAGACGCUGUUGCUGCAGCAGAUGAAGAACCAACGUCAGCCCAGGUCCCAGCAGUGCCUGGGACUGUCCAAGACGCUGGUGGCGUGAGCAGGGGGAGCGCUGGAGCAGAGGUGGCUGUCGCUGCCGAGGGGAUUUCACUGCCUGCAGACCAGCAGCGGGUGCUCGCCAGGCUGCAGAUGUUAGAGCGACAGGUGGUGGGAGGAGAACAAGCGGAAAACAAGGACCUCAAAGAAAAGCGUAAACGCCGGAAAAAAUACGCGGACGAGCGGAGGAUGCAGCUGGCGGCGGCGCUGCAGCAAUCUAACGAGGACAGCAGUGACUGGGUUCUGCUCCACGUCUACGACUCCAUCCAGGAGGAGGUUCGAGCCAAGAGCAAGCUUCUGGAGAAGAUGCAGAAGAAGCUGCGAGCUGCCGAGACCGAGAUCAAAGAUCUGCAGUCGGAGUUUGAGCUGGAAAAGAUCGAUUAUCUCAGCACCAUCCGCCGCCUGGAGCGAGACCUGCUGCUCUCCCAGCAGCUGCUGGAUCAGGUGCAGUCCCUCGUCCGCCGCGACUGUAACUACAGCAAUCUGGAGAAGAUCAAGCACGAAUCCAUCUGGGAUGAGGAAACCGGUCGCUGGAAAAUUCCAGAGCCCGUCAUUCAAAAAACCCACCUGCCCACAGGUAAGAGGACACUGCCACAGCCCACACCUGCCCCAAAGAGCUCUUCAGCCGAGAGCAGGGAGCUGACGGUACGCUGCGCCCGCUACAAACUGGUGCUGAACAGGAGCGACAGUGAGACCAUCGCCAACAACUACUUUAGAUCCACACGCACCAGCCGCAUCCUCCACGCCGACCCCCCAGGGAGCCGAG